AUGCUCCCGAAAAACGAGAAAGAGGCACUUUUCGAUGUCGAGGACCGAAUUUCGAUGCUAGAACGGCGAUUAGACAACGCCAAAGCCGCCCGAGAUGCAUUUGUACACCAUUUACGGGGAAAAUACCCGAAUUGGACGCCCCCGCUUCCAACAAUGAGCUACCAGGAAGGUGCUUUUCCUGCGAUUCCAGCGACUUCUGGCCCAAACUUCCGUGAGCCGCUUGUGAGCCGCCUAUCAACCGGCGGCUAUCAGUGGGAUGUGAAUGAGCAACGAGCUUCUAGAAGACAAAUAGGUUUAAAGAGAACGCCAAUGUUGAAUUCCAGCUUGGUCAAUUCACCAAUCGAUAUUCCGACUAGCGGACCUCUUCUGGAAACUGACAUCAGAAGAACAAGAAUUCGGCUUCGAGAAAUUUCCGAAGAGCUCCGAUCGAUGAGAAUCGAUCGAAUGAACUUAAGCACUGAGCAAUGGAUUCAAGAAGAGCCGUUUAGACAACAAAGAACAUUAUCUCUUCAUUUUGGACAACACAAUCAUCCGGACCAGCCUCAAAAUGACCAUUUGGACCAAGCCCGAAUGCAUUUGUCUCGAAUCGAUUUGACUGAAACGUCUCCAGUCGAAACGCCAACAGAAGAGCGAAAAAUCGAUAUUGAAAUGUCUGAAAAUCAUGAGAAACUUCUGGAAGAAAUGAGGUCAGAAAAAGUGGGCGUGGUCUCCGAAGCUCCGCCCACUUUUGUACCUGCACAUGUUAGAUUUCAAGAGCCCAUUGGAGUUCCAGCUCCAAUAUCGGUUCAGACCCCACCCACGCAAGCUCCACCUCCGGAGGCUCCGCCCACUCAGGCCCCGCCCACUCAAGCUCCGCCCCCAAAUGUUCAAUCCCUGGUGUCUAGUUUAUUCAGCCAAAUGAAGGAUGAUAGUGAGAGUGAUGAUAGUCCAAGGCCGGUGUUCAAAGCUCCGCCUCCAGUGACCUCAUUUCCCAAAGCUCCUGCUGAAAAAUCGGAUAUAAGCCAGCUUUUGAAAAAUCUCGGUGGUGGUGGAUCGAGCAAAUCCGAAAUUCAGAUGACUUGGGAAGAGAUCAACUAUCGUCGACAACAUCGAAAUUCAUUUUUCUGUCAUCAAGUGAAAAGAGUGGAAGGUGAUCUUCGGCCAAAAGUAAGAACUAUUCGACGAACACAUGCUUAUAAAUUAUUUCCUGGCAUCAAAAUUGAUUGUGCUACAGAGUUGACAAUUCCUUAUCAGACACGCCCCACAAUUCACGAAUCCCUUACCAGAAAGUCCUACAUCUACAAAUCGGAUAUUCUAGUGACGAUACAAUGGAUUGUGAAGGAGCUCUAUUGGAAUGAUACCCAUCUGAAUGCGCUGGUAGCUUAUUAUCUGAAAGGAAUUGAACAAAAUUUGAGACAUCGAUGCGAACUUGUCAGAUAUGAUGAAUUGGCGUUUAGAGAUUUGGAAAAUCAAAUUUGUAAUUUGCGGAAUUUCAAUAAAAAGUUUCCGCCAGCAAUCACCAAACCUGUAGGUGUUCAAGAAGCGUAUUCUCAGCUAAAAUGCAUUCUCAUCCCACACGUCCUCGAUCAGCGCUACUCGGAAGUGUUGAAGGUUCUCAGAGAUUACGAUAAAAUCAAAGGGAACAACGUUGAGAAUUUGUACCGGAAUGUCAUAGAUAUCCUAUAUUCGAUUCGGGAUUUCGCUCACGACCAUCCAAAAUGGUUCAAAAAUAAUCCGUUGAGGCGAUUUUCAGGAAAAGUGAUCAUCCGAUUAUUUGAGAAUGCGAAAAAUAUGAAAUUCGUUUUGCCAUGGGAAUUGAUGAAGGAAAUGGAGCGAGCGAAGCUGAAAGUCUCGAAAGAAAUGCGAAAAAAGUUUUCGAAAAUGCACAAAUUGGAUACUGUGCCUUUUUUGGAGUUGUUCAAGAUUCUAGGGAAGGAUGGAAUGAAAUUGUUUGAGUUCGUACAAGUUCCAAUGCUCCAACUGAACAACGAACGCUCGAGAGGCUAUCAUUAUGUGGUUCGAAAAGGUCAACAAUUAAUGGAUAUGAUGCUAAAACACAUUCGUUUUCAUCGCUGUUUUCAUAAACUGUCCCAUCAAAAAGGACAAGAAAUCGUGGGAAUUUUCGAACUUAUGGCUACUGAUUAUAAUGAUUGUUCGAACGGCCCAAAUCUAGUGAAUAUGGAUCGAAUGAAGACGGCUGACGCGUUAAGAUUGGGACUUUUCAGUCAACAAACGACGGGAAUCGAUGUGAAACCGAUGAAAAUGAAUCGUGGAAUUCCGACGUCGAGAGUGAAGGAGGAAAUUCAGAGAUUGGGCGUGGCUGAAACGUUUCCAGACAUUUAUAAGCAUAUCGAACACGCUGAAGCGACUGCAAGUCCUGAUGGGCGGCCGCUGAUAACGACACAUGACUUGAGGAUGAUUGUGGCAAAAGCUCAACUUUAUUCGAUUGUUGAGAAUUCUUUCAUUAUUCGAUCAUUUCUACAUUCCACUGGAGAGUGCUGUACGGUUCUGGAGCAUUGUGAUGAGUGUUUUCAAAGAAGAGCUUUUAAAACGAUUGAGGAUUUAUGUCAGCAGUUGACAAUUUUCAAACAUGUCGAGGAUGGAAAAUUGCAAUUUCCGAAUUAUUAG
Molecule: messenger RNA, 2607 nt
Organism: Caenorhabditis briggsae
Lineage: Eukaryota; Metazoa; Nematoda; Chromadorea; Rhabditida; Rhabditidae
Gene: Cbr-dyf-17
Product: Protein CBR-DYF-17
Exons: 11
Coding region: 1-2607 (868 amino acids)
Biological process (GO): innate immune response
Cellular component (GO): membrane raft
Source: RefSeq, a predicted model, not a curated record